GCUGCACAUUUACACUCUGUCAAAGCAUUAAUGUGAUGACCAAAGAAACAAGCCAAUCACCGUCCAGUAACAUGUCAUGUGAGGGUUCAGAGCUCCUCCCACUGCAGACGUUGACACCUGAUGUCUUUACAGGUGAGACUCAGAUUGAUCCUGGAAACAGCUCAGCGGUGACGAACACAAACCCUUUUGUGUUGGAUGUCCACAGCAGAAUGGAUCAGAGUGAGGACAGAGAGGAGGGAGUCCCUCCCUGGAGGACCACCCACAGACCCCCCACAGGACCUGGACCCGGACCCAGCUGUGUGUCCAUGAAGAGUGAUUACUCCAUGGAACCCCCACUACAUUUUAAAAGAGGACAUGUUUGUGAGCCUCAACCUGGACCUGGACCUGGACUCAGCUGUAUGUCCAUGAAGAGUUAUGACUCUAUGGAUCGAGGAAUAAACUUUAAAAGACGGCAUGUUCCACAGACUCAUCCCGAACCUGGACCUGGACCUAGCUGUGUGUCCAUGAAGAGUGAUGCCUCCAUGUAUCACCCGAUAGAGUUUAAAAGACGCCGUGUUCCACAGACUCAAGUGGAGCAGCAGAGCUCAGAGGUUCCCACUGGUCUACAGGAUCAGACUCAGCUGGACUCCAUAUUUAAGCUGCUGGAGGAGAACAUCUGCACUUUUGUCAAGAACGAACUGAAGAAGUUCCACCAGGUUCUGAGUACAGAUUACCCAGAAUGCUUAGAGAGUCUGAAGGAUGAGGAUGAAGAGCAGAGGAGGAGCUCAGAGGCUUUUCUGAAGAUCACACUGAACUUCCUGAGGAGGAUGAAGCAGGAGGAGCUGGCUGAGCGUCUGCAGAGGAGAAGUCGUUUUGGAGUUCAGCAUGAACUGAAACGUAACCUGCAGCAGAAGUUUGAGUGUGUGUUUGAGGGCAUCGCUAAAGCAGGAAACCCCAAAACCCUCCUGAACCAGAUCUACACAGAGCUCUACAUCACAGAGGGAGGGGCUACAGAGGUCAACCAGGACCAUGAGGUCAGACAGAUUGAAACAACAUCCAGGAACCCACACAGACCACCAACAACCAUCACAUGUGAAGACAUCUUUAAAACACCACCUGACAGAGAUCAACCAAUCAGAACAGUGCUGACAAAGGGCGUGGCCGGCAUCGGGAAAACAGUGUCCACACAGAAGUUCAGUCUGGACUGGGCUGAAGACAAAGCCAACCAGGACAUCCACUUCAUAUUUCCAUUCACCUUCAGAGAGCUGAAUGUGCUGAAACAGAAGAAGUUCAGCUUGGUGGAACUGGUUCAUCAUUUCUUCACUGAAACCAAAGAAGCAGGAAUCUGGAUCUUUGCAGACCUCCAGGUGGUGUUCAUCUUAGACGGUCUGGAUGAGUGUCGACCUCCUCUGGACUUCAACAACACUCAGAUCCUGACUGAUGUUACAGAGUCCACCUCAGUGGAUGUGCUGCUGAUGAACCUCAUCAGGGGGAACCUGCUUCCCUCUGCUCGCCUCUGGAUAACCACACGACCUGCAGCAGCCAAUCAGAUCCCUGCUCAGUGUGUUGACAUGGUGACAGAGGUCAGAGGGUUCACUGACCCACAGAAGGAGGAGUACUUCAGGAAGAGGUUCACAGAUGAAGAACAGACCAACACAGUCAUCUCCCACAUCAAGACGUCACGAAGCAUCCACAUCAUGUGUCACAUCCCAGUCUUCUGCUGGAUCACUGCUACAGUUCUGGAGGACGUGUUGAAGACCACAGAUAGAAGACAACUGCCCAAGACCCUGACUGAGAUGUACAUCCACUUCCUGGUGGUUCAGGCCAAACUGAAGAAUGUCAAGUAUGAUGGAAGAUCUGAGACAGAUCCACACUGGAGUCCAGAGACCAAGGAGAUGAUUGAGUCUCUAGGAAAACUGGCCUUUGAGCAGCUGAAGAAAGGAAACCUGAUCUUCUAUGAAUCAGACCUGACAGAGUGUGGCAUCGAUAUCAGGUCAGCCUCAGUGUACUCAGGAGUGUUCACAGAGGUCUUCAAAGAGGAGAGAGGACUGUACCAGGACCAGAGGUUCUGCUUCAUCCAUCUGAGUGUCCAGGAGUUUCUGGCUGCUCUUCAUGUCCAUCAGACCUUCAUCAAUACUGGAGUCAAUCUGCUGUCAGAAGAACAAACCACAUCCCAGAGGUCUAGAUCUGCACAGACACAGUUCUACCAGACCGCUGUGGACCAGGCCUUACAGAGUCCAAAUGGACACCUGGACCUGUUCCUGCGCUUCCUCCUGGGUCUAUCACUGCAGGCCAAUCACAGACUCCUACAAGGUCUGAUGGAACAGACAGGAAGUAGCUCAGAGACCAAUCAGAAGACAGCUGAGUACAUCAAGGAGAGGAUCAGUGAUAAACUGUCUGUAGAGAGAAGCAUCAACCUGUUCCACUGUCUGAAUGAGCUGGAGGAUCGAUCUCUGGUGGAUCAGAUCCAACGGUACCUGAGAGGUGGAGGUUUCAAUCCAAAUGAUCUGUCUCCUGCUCAGUGGUCAGCUCUGGUCUUCAUCUUACUGUCAUCAGAUAAAGAACUGGAUGAGUUUGACCUGAACAAAUACUCUGAUUCAGAGGAGGCUCUUCUGAAUUUGCUGCCAGUCGUCAAAGCCUCCAACAAAGCUGUGUUGAGUAUCUGUAACCUGUCAGAGAGAAGCUGUGAUGGUCUGUCCUCAGUUCUCAGAUCCCAGUACUCUAGUCUGACUCAUCUGGACCUCGACAACAUGGACCUGAAGGAUUCAGGACUGAAGAUCCUGUCAGAUGGACUAAGGAGUCCAGACUGUAAACUGGAGACUCUCAGACUGUCAGGAUGUCUGAUCACAGAGGAAGGAUGUUCUUCUCUGGUCUCAGCCCUACAGUCCAAUCCGUCCCAUCUCAGACUGCUAGACCUGAGCUACAACCAUCCAGGAGCCUCAGGACAGGAGCUGUGUGCUCUAGUGGAGGAUCCACACUGGAGACUGGACACUGUCAGGUUGGAGCCCAGUGGAGUCCGAUGGUUGAAACCAGGUCUGAGGAAGUAUUUCUGUGAACUCACCCUGGAUCCAAACACAGCGAACGAAAAACUCAAACUGUCUGAAAACAACAAGAAGGUGGAACGGGUGGAGGAGGUUCAGUCAUAUCCUGAUCACCAGGACAGAUUUGAGUACUGGCCUCAGCUGAUGUGUUCAACUGGUCUGACUGGUCGCUGUUACUGGGAGGUCCAGUGGAGUGGAGAGGUUGGUGUAGCAGUGAGUUACAGAGGAAUCAGAAGGAAAGGAAACAGUUUAGACAGUGUGUUUGGAAGAAAUGAUCAGUCCUGGAGUCUGUUCUGUGAUGAAAGUGGAUACAGGGUCUGGCAUAAUAACAAACACACCGACCUCCAUCAGUUCUCCUCCUCCUCCUCUUCUGGUACAGUAUCAGUGUAUGUGGACUGUCCUGCUGGAUCUGUGUCCUUCUACAGAGUCUCCUCUGACAAACUGAUCCACAUCUACACCUUCAAAACCACAUUCACUGAACCACUGUUUGGAGGAUUUACUCUGUGGACACCAGGAUCCACAGUGUGUCUGUGUGAUGUGUAGAUGUGGUGUAUAGUUGUGUUGUGUAGUUGUAUAGUUGUGUUGUGUAGUCGUGUAGUUGUAUAGUCGUGUAGUUGUGUUGUGUAGUUGUAUAGUUGUGUUGUGUACAUAACUUGUUGAAUCCAAAUCUGUUGAAUUUGAUCUCUGUUCUGUGUCAGCUGAUUAUCUCAGACUUUUCUGUCCAAUGCCAGCGCAGUUCGUCACAUGCGUGCUUUUGUUCAUGCAUUUUGGUCCACUAGCAAAAAGUGCAAUGAGAAUGCGAUCCGACCCAAAUGAAAAAAAUAAAGUUCGCAUUUGAUCCGAAUCAAAUAAACGGACCAAAGGACUUCUCAGGUGUGAAUACACCCUCAGUUAUAGUCAGCCUACUCAAAGAGGGGAGACCAGUCGCGGCCCUGUCAUUGAUGACUUUGUCCAGUGGUGUGAGGAGUCCCACCUUCACCUGAACAUAUCUAAAACAAAAGAUAUGAUCACUGAUUUUAGAAAACAACAGGACAGGCACGGAGUCACUUUAACUAAAGGGCAGACUAUAGACCAAGUGCAAUCAUACAAAUACCUUGGGACUAUGAUUAAUGAAAACUGCAGAUCUGUGUGUAAAAAGGGCCAUCAGCGCCUUCACUGCCUUAGAAAACUGGAACACUUCCACACUGAUGGAACCAUUUUAACUUUGUUUAAUCGUUCCUUUAUUGAGUCUGUUUUAUCUUUUUGCCUGGUGGCGUGGUUCAGUCAGACUUCAGUUGCAGAGAAAAACUCACUGAAUCAAAUAGUUAGAUGGUCCAGUCGCCUGAUUGGUGAGUCCCAGUCUUGUCCCGCCUCCCUGUACACUAAACAGGUACAGAGGAUGGCUUCAUCUAUUCUUA
Messenger RNA from Sphaeramia orbicularis (orbiculate cardinalfish), 4417 nucleotides. RefSeq names its product protein NLRC3-like. Gene Ontology annotation, molecular function: protein binding. NCBI's taxonomy places the organism in Eukaryota, Metazoa, Chordata, Actinopteri, Kurtiformes, Apogonidae. Bases 36 to 3563 code for a protein of 1175 amino acids. The record is from RefSeq and is a predicted model, not a curated record. The transcript is spliced from 12 exons.